AUGUUACCGAUAGUGAUGUAAAAUAUGACUACAAUUGUGUGGUUAAUUAUACGUUGUUAAAAUAAAAUAGUUGUUAGGAUUUACGAAAAAAUUCACUCGUCUAACAUUACGGCGCAAUAUUUUUACUAUAUUUCAUGCAGCUCUGGUUAGUUAGGAAACAGCGGAUUCAGUUGUUUACAUUUUUGUCAUAAUGUUGUGGAUAAAAUAAGGACAAAUAUCAAUUUUAGAAAAAAAGAGUCAUGCCAAUCACCGAGCGGGAAAAAUUGGGUAUUGUAGACUUUUUAGUAAGCGAGGAGCAGAAUGUACCUGCAUUAUUACAAGUGGCGAGAUCAGUCACAAAAAAUAUAUGCGACGUUGCAACAGCGCAAGAAGCACUUGACUAUGCAUAUAUACAAAUUGGCGAUACUCUAACCUUGCUGAACAAACGAGCCAUAACUCGAGAAAUGCUAUUUAAAUAUCUACAUCACAGAAAAAUUCAAGUUAAUGCAGACUUCACCAAGGGCGCAUUAAUUACAAAAAUUAUAGAAUAUUGGAAUACUUUCCAAACCAAAAAUGAACACAUAACUCAUAAUAAUGAUAGUGUUCACAAUCAAACGACUUCAUCACAAGAAAAAUCUUUUUUCAGUCAGGUCGAUUCCACAGUUAACGACUGUAAUAAUAAAGAGGCUCCUUACCCCAUUCACUUGCUAGCUCGCAAAUUUACAGAAUGGUUUUUUAACAAUCUUAAUACAAAAGAAUUAAAAGUCGAAGAUUUUUGGACAGAUGCAACGCUCCAACUGCGUAUAGCUGCUACGGAUCAAAUUAAUGAUUACGAAGCUGCUGGUGAUAGCGAAGUUAUUUCAAAUCUUCUAAAAUCAAAAGAACAAUUUGGUUUCUUCUUCAAUCCGAAUCUUACACAUGCUGGCGUUCAAGGACGAAUGAAUGUGCAUGGCUUAGUGUUGGUACUGGCAUGUGGUACGCUUCACACUGAACAGAAUUGCGUUGGGGUAUUUGAAUGUACAUUUGGACUGCUACGUGAUCCAUUUGCUGAGAACAAUUGGAAAGUGAAAACAAUGCAAUGCAUUUUACGCAGUCAGAUAGCCGCAUCAAUGCCUAGCUUAUGCGAAAGUGAAACACUCAAAGAAGCACUUUGCUUGCCGAUACCGGAAGGUGAAAUUACGUAGGAUAUAUACAUAUAACAUCACUAUUAUAAUUAUUUAUUUGGAAUUACUAGGUAUAUUUAUUAAAAUAGUCUGAUUUCAUUUGUAUUUAUUUGUUUAAAUAAAGUUGUUAAAAAAUA
Bactrocera neohumeralis is the source of this 1279-nucleotide messenger RNA. RefSeq lists its product as uncharacterized. The transcript has 3 exons. NCBI's taxonomy places the organism in Eukaryota, Metazoa, Arthropoda, Insecta, Diptera, Tephritidae. The record is from RefSeq and is a predicted model, not a curated record. Bases 240 to 1163 code for a protein of 307 amino acids.